ACUCCUUCGUCUUCUAAGUUCUAGGGUUGUACGAGGAGGGUACAGAACUAAACUUAACCGUAGCAAAGAACUACUACACUUCUGUGGUGAAAAUGGAGAAUCAGGAGCCUGAAAUCAAGAAAUUUCCUGAAGAAGAGGCUCCUGAUCGAGAACCAGACCAGAAGAAGCUCAAAGUUUCAACAAUCGGCCAUGAAACGGAUUCGCCGGUUCCCGCCGCCGGCGGAAGCAACGUCGCCGAGCACAGAAAGCCCAAAUACAGGCGGCGGAAAGUUGCAAUCGUGUUUGCGUUUUGCGGAGUAGGGUAUCAGGGAAUGCAAAAGAACCCCGGAGCCAAAACCAUUGAAGGCGAGCUCGAAGAGGCUUUGUUCCAUGCCGGAGCCGUACCUGAGGCUGAUCGAAACAAGCCAAGAAGUUACGAGUGGGCAAGAUCCGCUCGAACCGAUAAGGGCGUGAGUGCAGUGGGCCAGGUGGUUUCUGGUCGUUUCUAUGUUGAUCCGCCUGGAUUUGUGGAGCGGCUCAAUUCGAACCUACCUGAUCAGAUUCGUGUGUUUGGGUACAAGCGUGUGGCUCCGUCGUUUAGCUCCAAAAAAUUCUGUGAUCGGAGGAGGUACGUGUAUCUAAUCCCAGUUUUUGCUUUGGAUCCAUGCGUACAUAGCGAAGCUGAGAUGGUUAGAACGGAUUUAGGAUACGAAUAUGUCAAAUGUGUGGAGUGCUCUGAGAAAGGUUAUAAGAUCCCAGUUGGUGUUAUGGGCAAAGACACUGAUUGUGAUUCAAAAUCAUUGGAGGUUCAGUCAGACAUUUCGUCGAGCAACUGUGAUGCAUUAGGAACUGAUGUCAAGUGUGAAGCUUUGAGCUCUAGUGUACUUAAUGGAGAAGAUAAAUUAAACUCCGAAGUUCUUCUAGAUGGGGCUGAUGUAUCUGCUCGUGUUAUGACAGAGGAAAUCCCUGAUUCAAGCUCUAAAGCAGAUGAUAUGGAAGAAUCGGAUACUUUGGCUAAGGGAGAGAUGAACAAUGGGGAAGGAAGAGUGAUGACAGAGAGCAAUUUCUGUUAUGGAGAGAAGGAAAAGGAGAGGUUUAAUAGAAUACUAAGCUAUUAUGUUGGUUCACAUAACUUCCACAACUUCACCACCAGAAUAAAAGCAGCAGACCCAGCUGCGAAUCGCUACAUUCUCUCUUUCAACGCAAACACUGUGAUUAACCUCGAUGGAAAAGAUUUUGUCACGUGUGAAGUUGUUGGACAGAGCUUCAUGCUUCAUCAAAUCCGGAAAAUGAUUGGACUUGCUGUUGCAGUCAUGAGGAACUAUGCACCUGAAUCACUGAUCGAAACUGCCUUCAAGAAGGAUGUGAGAAUAAAUGUACCGAUGGCGCCAGAAGUUGGAUUAUACCUUGAUGAAUGCUUCUUCACGUCUUACAACAAAAGGUUUAAAGGCAGUCAUGAAGAGGUGUCGAUGGAAGAGUACAAGGAAGUAGCUGAAGAGUUCAAAUGGAAACAUGUUUACUCACAUAUUGGCUCAGCUGAAGAAAAAGAUGGAGCUGUGGCUAUUUGGUUACAUUCGCUGAACCAGAGAAACUAUCCUGAUCUACGAAGCAAUGAAUACAAGCCGGAUGAAGUCAUUGUCUAUAAGAAGAUUGGUGAAGCCUCUCAACAGAAGAUCCAUGAAGAGAAAAUGAUAGUGAAAGAGAACAGUAAUGGCAUUGUCGAUAAGGUAAAUGAUGGAACCUCUGAAGGAAAGAUUAUGGAAGAGAGGAUUACACUAGAAGAGAACACGACCGGGUGAAGCCGCUUUUGUCUGCGCAUCCACCGCAGGUCGGAACCGGACCAGUGACAGACGAGUGACCUGAUAUGCCUCAUUUGAAAAGAGAGAUUUAUGACAUUGUUUUCGUGUCCCCCUUUGAGUUAUGUCUAUGUUGGAAAUUCAAGUCAUGUGUUAACCGUUAUGACAUUUUGAUCUUAUUAUGAUGAUCUCAUCGAAUAAAAAUGCUAUGCCAAUUUUAAUUUU
Camelina sativa (false flax) is the source of this 2000-nucleotide messenger RNA. RefSeq lists its product as uncharacterized. Gene Ontology annotation, cellular component: nucleus. Gene Ontology annotation, molecular function: pseudouridine synthase activity; RNA binding. Lineage: Eukaryota; Viridiplantae; Streptophyta; Magnoliopsida; Brassicales; Brassicaceae. The record is from RefSeq and is a predicted model, not a curated record. Gene Ontology annotation, biological process: mRNA pseudouridine synthesis; tRNA pseudouridine synthesis.